This is a messenger RNA of Erigeron canadensis, 1261 nucleotides long. Its product is annotated as glyoxylate/hydroxypyruvate/pyruvate reductase 2KGR-like. Bases 153 to 1097 code for a protein of 314 amino acids. The transcript is spliced from 2 exons. The record is from RefSeq and is a predicted model, not a curated record. NCBI's taxonomy places the organism in Eukaryota, Viridiplantae, Streptophyta, Magnoliopsida, Asterales, Asteraceae. Gene Ontology annotation, molecular function: hydroxypyruvate reductase [NAD(P)H] activity; NAD binding; glyoxylate reductase (NADPH) activity. Gene Ontology annotation, cellular component: cytosol.
UCCAUCAGCGUCUGACAAGAUCUGUUUUCGGGUAAUUAUGUUUAUGCAGUAGUAUAUAUGUAGUAGUAUUGUGCAAUAUGCAAAUGACUUAUGAGCAAUUUACUUUGCUUUACAUGCAAACUUAAGUAAAUACUUUAUAAAAAACAGCAGUGAUGGAUAACAUAGGAGUAUGGAUGACCUGCCCGAUGUCGAAAUACCUACAAGACGAGAUUGCGAAACGAUUCAUGCUCUACAAGUCAUGGGAAAUCCCAUCAAAACCCGAGUUUUUCAAACAACAUUCGAAUUCAAUCAAAGCAGUUGUUGGAAACGGAUCCUAUGGAGCUGACUCCACUUUGAUUGAAGCACUUCCAUGUCUAGAGAUCAUCUCGAGUCAUAGUUCUGGUUUAGAUCAAAUCGAUUUAGUGAAAUGUAAAGAAAAGGGUAUCAAGGUUGCAUCCACCCCUGAUGCCUUGACUGAUGAAGUUGCUGAUUUGGCCAUAUUACUAAUUUUAGCUACUCUUAGAAAGAUUUGUGCUUCUCAUCAGUUUGUUAGGACUGGAUUGUGGAAGCAACGAGACUUCGAAUUGACAACAAAGGUUAGUGGAAAAUUAGUAGGGAUCAUUGGCUUAGGAAGAAUUGGCUCAGCAAUUGCAAAGAGAUUGGAGGCAUUUGGUUGUCCAAUUAGUUAUUACUCAAGAUCAAAGAAACUGGAUAUAUGUUACAAGUAUUAUUCAAAUGUGAUUGAAUUGGCUUCCGAUUGUGACAUCCUAGUGGUUGCUUGUUCUUUAACCAAAGAAACACGACAUAUAAUCAACCGUGAAGUGAUUAAUGCGUUGGGGCCAAACGGGUUUCUCAUUAACAUUGGACGAGGAGGUCAUGUGGAUGAACCAGAGCUUGUGUCCGCUCUUGUUGAAGGUAGGCUAGGUGGGGCUGGACUCGAUGUGUUUGAGCAUGAACCCGAAGUGCCUGAGCAAUUAUUUCAUCAUGAUGAUGUAGUUUUGUCGCCGCACGUGGGAAGUUGCACGGUUGAAACCCGCAAGGCUAUAGCUGACCUUGUUGUGGCAAAUCUUGUGGCUCACUUUUCUAACGAACCAUUGCUAACGCCUGUUGAACUUUGAAGGGUCAUGUCUGUUAAGGCAAAUUUGCAUAAAGUUUGAUUUUUUUACGGUCAUAGUGGACACUUUAGACCAUGUCACAUUCAUCGUGUGAUAUUUGAUUAGAUACAUAUGGUAAAUCGCUUAUUAUGCUUGCUUUACAUGUGAAUUUGGGAAUGCUUGUCUUA